UACACUACAGAGUUGUGGAAAACUGAUGGUCAAUUGGCCAUGCCAGCAAUACUGAUUUAAAUUGCUCAUGACAGGUAAAAAUGCAGUCAGUGUCAGUUUAAAUGACCAGCAUAUUUUUUCUGUUGUAAUUUUCUUCAAAAUUUGAAUGUAAUUGCACAAUAGUGUUGAAAAAUCGGAAAAAUUUCAUAAUCGAUAAUCGUUCAUAAUCGGAAAAAUUGUAUCGAUUAAUGAUCGAUAUAAUUGGUAUUUACAUGUAGUUGAUAAAUGCUUCUUAUUUUGGAGGUUAUUUCUAUUUAGUUUUAUGGAUAUAUGUGCAGCAUACACGCUAGCUGGUGUCACUGAAUUCCCACUUUUCAAUGUGGAGUCCACUCUGACUCUCCCCACACAUGUCUCGAUAUAAAAGCGGGAUUAACAGUCAGAUGAAUCUCGGAUUAGAUAUAUUAGUGUACAGACGAUAAUCGAUUAAGAAAAAUAGAAUCAAUAAUCGGAAUUGAAGAGCCAAAAAUGAUCGUCAAUUGAUUGUCGGCGACAGUCGUUUCAUCACUAUUGCACAAUGUUUUUUCGCUGAUAUGAGAUGGAAGCUGUUUUAAAGUAAAGACAUGUCCAAAGUGGACAGUUUGGGGCAAAACCUGCAGAAAAAAACCUGAAAGUUCUUGAGGAUGGCAGGAUAAAGUAUGAAAAAUCAGAAGUAGGAAUUCAAAGAGAAUCGGAAAGAGGGGUGGGAAUGACUUAAAAGUUUGACGUUGAUGAAAUGACAUGACAUCUAGCAUUUGCAAUGACAGCACAAGUAGUACAGAUAAGAGAACUUUACGAAAGAACUGCAAACAAAAUACUAUUGGCUGUUUAGAUACUACAAAACAUGAAAAUUCCAUUCAACACUAAAGAGGAUGAAAAUUUCAACAGUUAAAUAAGAUGCUGGGGAAAACUGGUCAUCCAUCCAUUAGCAAGAAAUGUUAUUGACAGUGAAUGAAUCUGUUAGGGAGUGGAGUGGAGAAUUUGAAACAUACAUGCCUUGAUUAAACAGAACCGUCCUAUAUCAGGUUUUACUUGAUUAAACAGAACCGUCUUAUAUCAGGUUUUACUUGAAUGAAUUCUUUAGAUGAGGCAGAGGAAUUGCAACAUUUUUGGCGACAUACAACGACGACUGGACAGUUUUCAUUAAGUACACACUGUGAACUUAGGUGGCUCACUGCCAGUGUGAUAAUUAAGAUGAGCAAAGAACCUUAAUAACAUCUUGCAACACAUUUUUAGACAUUUAAUCUGCCUAUUCAUUUGAUGCAGGAAAUAUAACGCAGUCGAUGUAAACAGUGCAUUGCAAUGUCAUAUUAGCUGCAAUGUUUUUUCUUUCAAACCAAGCAACAAAACGUACGAAGGUAUGAGAAAGCUUGUCUGAAAUUUAAAAACGUUGGUGGUACUUUCGAACAAUUUAUCUAUUUUAUCUUCGGGAUUGUCAAUGAAGUAAACCAUGGUGACGGUGACAUUUUUCCGGAAGCACUAUGGGUAAUCCUCAUCAUUUUUCAUCUGAUGAAGAACAAAUCACAUGUGUGAUCAUUGGGGCGAGCUCGUCACGUCGCUUCGCAGCGCCAAUAAGUACAUAAAUGAAAAAGGCAAAAAAUAUGCAAUUUUACAAAGUAUUUAAUUUAAAAACCGCCAUCUUGUGACGUAGUGUCGUAAAAAGUAUAAGUAUGGAUGUAAUGAGCUACCUCAAGGAAGAGACAGUAUUUCAGAUUUAUGGUUUCAAGUUUUCCCUCUAACCAUGCAUUGACAGUGGUACUGUUUAGUAUAAAACAAUUUUCACUAGCUGCUCUUCUGCUGCAAAAACUAGAUCAACAUUACUUCACUCGACUUAUUAAAGUAAAUGAAAAAUACACAGGAAAAUAAACUUUCUUAUCAAAUGCACAAACUAAUAUCUGAUGAGACUAUGAGCAAGAUGUCUUAGAGAGUGAAAAAUUAAUGGGGAGGGGGGGGGAUGAAUCAAGCGAUAAAUGGAAUAGUUAUUAGGUAGUUAAUAAAACAUUAUGGACUUUUUAUUGGUAUUCUAUGACUUCAGCUUUAAACUGGCAUAAAUCACUCUAAACGGGCUUACUUUGUCUCCUUGAUAGUCCGAAUGUCUAGCUCUCUAGAUACUGUUUUCCACAACUCUGUAUGACCGCAUCCAAACAUAAUUUAAUGUGUAUACCCUACAGCAUCAGGACAGAUGACAUGAUUUGAUCUACGUAAACUUACAGCAUCCAAACACAUGAUUUGAUCUGUGCAUACUAUGAGAUCCAAACACACAUCAUGACAUUUGUUUCAUAUACACAUACAUUACAGUCGGUGCAUUCAGUAUAGUUAGUAGUGGAAGUGAAAACAAGGGCAUGGAUUGUGCAAUUAUCAUAUAGUAAAAUUAGAUUGGUAUGAUCACCCAAUAAACCACUGGAGAAUAUAGUUGCCAAUAUUUAGUUGCCUUGGGUAAUCUUUUGACUUUUCUGUCUUACACUUAGAACUCGUCAAGGUCUGGAAACACAAUAAGGAUUAUGUGUGCUCUGUACCAGUAGGUAAUUGGGUUAAUCCAUGAUACUCAGACUUCUUUGGUAACCUUCCCCCCUCCCCACGGAAGAUUUUUAUCGUGGGCAGCAUGGCUAUUAUUUUCUGCAACACAGAGAUAAAGUUGAACGUAUCCUGUCACACAUACACCUAUCAUCUCAGGUGCACGAUAUAACGCUCCCCAAACAAUAAAUCUCCUCCGCCAUCCUAUCUCAUGGCCAAUGUGUUGUUAGUGUAUUGCUGGCUACACAGCAAUACAGAAGCCGGUGAUCAAUACCUUAUUAUUACCAGACUACACAGACUUCCCCCUUCAUCAUCGCUAUAUAGAUGUCCGAGGAAGUAAAACUUGACACGGCACAGUGUCCUGGCUCAGCACAACAAACAUGGCUGUGUGCACCCCUCGCGCUGCUUUUAUGUUUAGAAAUGUCAGGAUUUUUAAAAUUCGACUGCCAACUCUUAUGCAUAGGAAAAAAUUCAGAGAAAUGGCUAAGUUGUCUCUCGAGGACCCUGUGCCUGCUAGAGAGGAAGAAUCUCCACUGCCUGUUGUUAAGAAUGGCACGCACCAGAUCGUCGUCAAUGGUGUGGAACAGUGUAAAGUGGAGGAAAGCCAGUUGAUGCUGGAAGCCAUGAAUGGAUUUCUGUUAUUAUUGGACCGUAAAAAGAAGAUCCUGUAUGUUUCUGAUGGAGUGGCCACACAUUUAGGCAUUGAUCAGGUAUACCUGCUUGGUAAGAAAGUGACGAAUUUGAUCCACCACAGUGAUAUACCUGAGCUCAAAAAACAGUUCAACCUCAAACCAUGUGAAAUGCAGUGUUCUUGCCCAAUUAACAAAGAGAAUAGUGACAAGCAUGCCCCACAUCUCGAUGAUAACCGAGUAUUCUACCUCAGAAUGAAAUGUGUCCUGAAGAAAAAUGGCAUUAAAACAAAGCAGUCGGGGUUUGUGUUGAUGCAGUGUUCGGGACGAUUAAAGAUGCGAGCUACAACUAGUAGGUCCAACAGUUACGCUAUAGACGGCCUGAUCUGUAUCUGUCGUCCAAUGCAAACCAAUUCCAUUAUGGAGAUCAAGCUAGAUGGCAGCAUGUUUAUCAGUCGACAUGACCUCGGCAUGAAAUUCACUUUCUGUGACCCAAGGAUUGCUACACUGAUUGGAUAUGAUCCUGAAGAAGUGAUUGGAAAGACUGCUUAUCAAUUCCACAAUCCAUUGGAUGCUAGACUAGUGGGAGACUGUCACCAAAAAUUAAUUGUAAAAGGAUCGUCAGUGAGCAAGUACUAUCGUUUCAUUGGGAAGAACUGUGAGUGGGUUUGGAUGCAAACAAGAGCAACUAUUAUCUACAACACGAGUAAUGUGCCUCAGUACAUUGUCUGCAUGAAUUACAUAAUUAGUGAAGAAGAAGGGGAGCAAUUCCUCAGAAUGCAACAGGGCAACACUCUUCAGUGCUUGGAUGGAAUUCAGCCCAUUGAGCCAGCUAAAGCAUGCAAGAUGGAUGAUCAACACAGCGACCUGGGCUACUGGAGCAGUAACAGUCCUUACUCCAGCCACCAUCCAAGUCCCGGCUCCACUGAUGGACAAACAGGCGAGUCUGCAGAAAACACCUCGCUUAGUAAUGAGUUCCCAACGGGUGUUUUCCAGCAGGUUGUGAACACGAUAGACUCCGAGUGCAGUCGUCCUUAUGAAGUGAUGAAAAUUCUGGAAGAGAUUGAGGAAGAGGGACAGAAACACACAGUUGGGCAAGGGUCGUCUUCAUAUCAGAAAUCAUACAAUCCAAGUCCUGUGUCGUCAGCUAAUCUGACUACACAAAAUCUCGCGGACAGUAAUUCUCAAUCUUUGAGGAGUGACACCCUCUGUGUCCCUCCAUCAACUUCAGGAUCUGCAGGAUUUUGUGACAGCAGUAUCACUGUCCCAACACAGAGUGUCAUGAACAUCCAAAUCGCGUCUCUAAACUCAACAGACUUUGUUCCAAAUGAUGUAUCAGAAGCAUUGCCUCAAGAAAUAACCGAUUUCUGUAUGCAGUACUGUAAUUCACUAGUAGAUCAACAAGCCCAACAGGUUCUGUCAGAACUUGGACAAAACAGUUUUGUGACAGACCAGUUUGGUAGUGAAAUGAAUGGUCUCAACCACUGUGACAUGAGUUUAAAUGGGGCUAAUCCAAUGAAUGAACAGAUAUGUGUUUCAAACACCAGCACCAUGUUGAGCAUGUCACAAACAGUGACAUCUGCUGAGUCCAUGGCUCCUCCUCAGUACCCACUGCAGGUGGGGGCCCAAAUGACAUUGCCCAGUACAUCUACUGCCUCCUAUCAGUACCCUCUGUCACCAGAAUCGUGGAUGUCCUCCCCGCACUCGUAUGUCUCGCACCAAUCACCAAUGUCUGCUUGUUCACCGUUGUCUUCAGCAUGUUCUCCAAUGUCUGCAGCAUCACCAUACCCCUGUAGUCCUCAUAUGCCAGAAGUGGCUGGCUUUAUAAGCCCAGAGGUUACCACUGCACCUUCCAACAUUCCAUUUACAAAUUCCAGCUUUAUGUCGCCAUGUACUCAAGCUAAUGGGGUGAUAUCCCCAAACUCUUACCACAGUCAUCCAUUGCCCUCUCCCGUCAUGACCAUUAACCAUGGCUCCCCUCCAAGUCAGAGACACACAGGAAACUCAAAUAUGACCGAGCUAGAAAAAGUGCUCCGUGGUUGUUCCACAAACACUAGUAUAUUUACUUCUAAAAACAAUUGUAAGGAGUCUCCGAGUUCCACUCUUUUGCAGAAGAUGUUGACGGGUCAAUUGAGUGGGGCGUCUUACCAUGCAAUGGAAAAGGAAAGGAAGAGAUCACAGAGCUAUCAGUCUUAGAAUAUAACUCUUAGUGUGAUAAUCUGGGUUCACAGAGCUAUUAGGCUUAGUUUGUCACUUUGGAUGUGGGUUCAUUUAUGUGUUCAGUGAAACUUCAUCAUCCUUAGGAUAUAUAGUUACCAGAUUGCAAUAGUUUGGUUUUGUUUGUACUUUGAUGUAAAUGAUAAAUGUUAUUGCACAGCACUGUGGUACAGUAAUGUUUUAAUGAGAGGGUAGACCUUUGUUAUUAGACUUGAAGGGAUGUUCCCUUUAUUGUUUUAAAAGAAACAGGUAUUGAUGAAUUUUACUGAUUUAUUCUGUGUGCCUGUAAUUAUUUGUUUUUGUUGGGGUUAACCUUUUUGAGGGUUGUGCUGAAUUUCAUAGUGAUGAAUGCUCUUGUAUGAAUUAAUGAUGAAAUUUCUGUGACCAAGGAGUUAGCUUGCCAAGCAGCGUCCUUAAGGUGGAUACUGCUAGUACUGAGGGUUUUAGGCUGAUGCUACAAUUGUACAUACUGCCCAUCCCAGACAUGCCCUACUGUAUUUAGGGUUUGCUCUGUCCUGCUUGAUGAGUUUUUUGCCUGUGUAUCAUGCAUGUUGAUGAUCUCGGUUCCAGAAGGUUGAGUAUUAUCUUGCUGUUUAGUCCUAUGGUACUCUCUCAUUCAGAAUAAUUCCAGACCUUUUUCCUCAUCAGAAUUACGAUAUGUUUUAAAGACUGUGUUUGCUAAGAGUUGGAUGAUCAUGUUUAUAAUAUUACACUUUGUUAUGUCAUGCAUAAUGGGCCUGUGAUUUUAUUUUGUUCCAUUGACGUUAUGGCACAAACUAGAUUGUUAUUUUUGUUAUCGUAGAAAUUAAUAUAAUUGUAAAGCUUAUUUCAUCAGAUAUAUAUAUAUAUAUAUUCUACAUUUAUUUUAUAUCAUAUGAUAAGUUACUUCUUUUUGUACAUAGUCAUUCAUGAAAUCAUACACGUUCAUGUAACAAGAACCGACAUGCAACUUUUCACGAGUUUGAAAAACAAAAAUGAUUCCAUGUAGAAUGAAGACGUAGCAUUAUAGAGGAGCUAUUUUGUCACACACAGAUUUUCUUAUAAAGAAAAAACAAUAUUGAAAAUUCACUUUUAAAAUGAUAUGGUAAUUUGACCUAUAUCAUAUUUUUAAUAAUAGAUACUGUGUUGAUUUUGUUCAUAGUAUAAAGAACAUAGAACUUAAGGUUGUAAAAAGAGUUUUUGAUUUAAGAUAAUAAACAUACAAAAUUGGGAGUAUUCAUUACACAUCAAGAGUAUUUCUGUUUGGUUGUAAUGUAAUUUUAUUCAUGCAAUAAAACUGUCACAUGACUUUUAUUAUUGUUUAAUGAAGAAAUUUGUUUUUUGAUUUACAUUUGAGAUUACAAAGCAAUAACACUGCAUGUGAUGAUAUAUUGGGCUAUGCAUGUAAUUUGUGUUUUAUCCACACUUUUCCCAGUACCUCCUGACUGCUGGUUAAUACACAAUGAACUGCUGAUUGUAAAGCUGUAAACACACAAUACCUUACUGAUGCAAUCAUUCAUUGACAUGUUCCAUAUUAUCAUAGUACAUGUACAUGUAUAUGAUUUGGUAUACAUGCAUAUUCAUGUUUGACUUUGUUUUUAGACUGACAGCUUUUGUAACUCCUUGGGGAUGUUUUUGUGUCGCAGUAUAAUGACAUACCAGUUGUAUGUUAUCAAAGGAUAAACUUUAAAAAGUCAACAUUUUAUAUUAAAGGGAGACAAAUCUUGAUCCUUCAUACUCUACCCCAUUAUUUCAGUGUAAACAGUAUUUAUUCCAUAAGUUUCGGGCAAUGAUUACAAGGUUCAAAUGUCGAAAGGGAAAAACAAGCCAUGGGAUGACUUGUGUCAAUCUGCUCUCAAAAUUAUUCCAUUAAUUUGAUCACCAUCAUAAUACAAGCUGUAGGAAAAAUACUUCAUUCAUCCAGUUCAGAAGAACUAAUCACCACCCCAUUCUUAAAAAGUAUGUCUGAUGAUAAUUAGUUCAACCAACUCUAAACUUUAUUUACAUUCAUUAUGCAAGUGGGGAACAGUCAUUACUUAGUUCUUAAAUAUUCUAAUACACUGGGGAAAAAAUCUUAUAAAAAAUGUGUAAUGUUAAGAGUCCAGGACAGCUUUCAAAAUUUUGAAAUGAUAUUUAAACUAUUAAAUCUAAUCAGUUUCACUAUAAAAACUGUUUGGACUUUUGGAGAUGAACCAUAGUAGAAUGAAAAUCAUGUUCAACAAAAUAUAAUGAAUCUACUAUAAUAUUUAUGCAAUUUGUAUAAUUUCUUUGACUGUAGAAAAUACAGGCCCUGUUUUUCAAUGUUACAAACUUUAAUGCUGAUUGGUGGGGUAGUAUACUGUGAUGGUGUUGUCUGCCUAUAUUCUGGAUGAGAUUGGGGUUCUAUCCUAAUGGGUAGAGCUUUAUUAAAAACUAUACACGGUUGUUUGGUUGCUCAAGCUAGUGUAUUUUGAGUUAUUUAUGACAAUCAGUUGGCAAAUCUUGCUUUUUAACUGGCUUUCGUUUAUUUAGAUACCAUCAUUUACAUCCUGGUAUAUUGUUCUGACUGGUUUUAUGGUCAUUCAUCUAGAUACAUUGUGAUUAUUUUUGUGAUUAAAAUUAUAAAAGAAGA
Molecule: messenger RNA, 7965 nt
Organism: Ostrea edulis (European flat oyster)
Lineage: Eukaryota; Metazoa; Mollusca; Bivalvia; Ostreida; Ostreidae
Product: endothelial PAS domain-containing protein 1-like
Exons: 9
Coding region: 2910-5354 (814 amino acids)
Biological process (GO): regulation of transcription by RNA polymerase II
Molecular function (GO): RNA polymerase II transcription regulatory region sequence-specific DNA binding; protein dimerization activity; DNA-binding transcription factor activity, RNA polymerase II-specific
Source: RefSeq, a predicted model, not a curated record